Messenger RNA from Salvelinus sp. IW2-2015, 2516 nucleotides. RefSeq names its product rab-like protein 6. Gene Ontology annotation, cellular component: nucleus; cytosol. NCBI's taxonomy places the organism in Eukaryota, Metazoa, Chordata, Actinopteri, Salmoniformes, Salmonidae. Gene Ontology annotation, molecular function: GTP binding. The record is from RefSeq and is a predicted model, not a curated record.
GAWUUUUUCCAAUAGAAAACUCUCUUUUUAGUUACAAAACGAAAAUAUUUUGACUAAUGAUUACACCUCAGGGAGCAAGCUCUUCAGUGCUAAGGAAUGUGUAACGUUAGCGUCUUUCACAUUUAUCAAGAGCUGGAUUUUGAAAUAACCAUGUCACGUUUGCUAACGUUACAUUGAAGAAUAUUUUGAAUGCCGGUGAUGGUAACCCAAGACAACAUGAGAGAAUAAACGGCUGAUCAAGCUAACGUUAUUGUCUGCCCUUGAGAGAUUUGCAGGAAUCCUUUUAGUAGAAAAAUCUGGUCCUGACGAACUUGAAAUAUGCAAGCCUAGCUACCUGGCAAUACAUCUUCCAGAUGGGGUGUAGUGCUACUUCUGUGUACCACAGUAAUGCAGUGCUACUUUGAACAUUUGGAUUGAUAGUUCAGGCCUACUUGUGUUGAUCAGAUCAUCAUCCAAUUUACACCAUUUCCACCAUUUUGGGGGUUCCGUCAAACAUUACUGUAUUUCACACAUUUCUGACUGMGGGUUAGUAAAAUCAGCUUCCUGUCGAGAUGUUUUCAGCUCUGAAGAAGCUAGUUGGUUCUGAACCAGGCCAGCCGAGGGACAAAAACAUCCCCGCUGGUAUGCAGUCCAUGAAUCAUAGUUUACAGAGACGCUUUGCCAAAGGAGUACAGUACAACAUGAAAAUAGUUAUCCGUGGAGACAGAAAUACUGGAAAGAGCACUCUAUGGCAUCGACUGCAAGGAAAGAAAUUCACGGAUGACUACGUCCCCACUCAAGAGAUCCAGGCAACCAGCAUUCAUUGGAACUACAAAACCACUGAUGACGUGGUCAAGGUGGAGGUGUGGGACGUGGUGGAUAAAGGCCAAAAAUACCCUCUCCCUGAGGGUGUAGGCCGAGGUAAAAAACGAGGGGACACUUUGAAAGUGGAGAAUGAACCCCAAGAGUCUGACGAGGUGGCCUUGGAUGCAGARUUCCUCGACGUUUACAAGAACUGCAACGGUGUGAUCAUGAUGUUUGACAUCACCAAGCAAUGGACAUUCAACUACAUCCUGAGAGAGCUACCCAAAGUACCCACUCAUGUUCCAGUGUGUGUCCUAGGCAACCACAGGGACAUGGGUGACCACCGUGUCAUCCUACCUGAUGACAUCCGCCAGGUUAUUGCUAAUCUCAAUAGACCCAUGGGUUCCUCCUAUAUUCACUACGCUGAAGCCUCUAUGAAGAAUGGAUUUGGCUUGAAAUAUUUACACCGAUUUUUCAACAUCCCUUUCCUGCAACUGCAGAGGGAGACUCUGUUACGGCAGCUCGAGACCAACCAGUUAGACAUGGACGCCACUCUGGAGGAGCUCUGCGUGCAGCAGGAGACUGAGGAUCAAAACUAUGAAAUUUUCUUGGAGAAUACGGAGACCCGCAAUAAAGGCUAUGGUUCACCUUGUCCAGCCAACGGUCAGAGCCCUUCCUCGGGCUCCCAAUCCCCCAUCGUCCCUCCAAGUGGGGCCUCCACUGGCAGCUCUAGCCCUGGGACCCCUCAGCAGCCAYCCAUCGCUGCCCAGGUCCCUAGCCUCCAGUCUCCCUCGCCUUCUCCCUCUCCUCCACCUCCUGCCUUGCCAGCCGGGAUGGUUUCCCCCACCACUGAGCCUCAGUCCCCCACUCUGACGCAGGCUCGGAGUCCUGAUCAUCCUGGACCAUCACCAUCCCCCCCUGCACAGGCGCCGCCUCCUCAGAAACGUGGCCUCAUCUCACGUCUCUUUGGCUCCGCCCCUGCCCCAGAAGUCCCUGCAGCCAUGCCAGAGCCAGAGCCUUCCCCUGUGUGUCCUGCUAAAGUUCAGAGUGUGGAUGACUUUGUGCCAGACGAGGGUCUGGAUAAAAGCUUCCUGGAGGACAGCCUCCCCUCUAAAGUCAAGGUCCCCCAGCCAGCACCUGCACUGGACAGUGACAGUGAUGGAGAGGACAGAGGGAACCCUAUGGUGGCAGGUUAUCAGGAUGAACUGGACCCAGAUGACAAAGACCUGCCCCAGCCCAGCACCCUGGGCCUUCUCACCAGUAAAGACUUCACCAUGUCCAGCGAUGAGGAGGAAGCAACCCCACCACCAGCAGCACCCGCUGCCACUCAGGAUGACCACCUGGACCGUGAAUCAGAGCUGAAAAUACUGGGCACUGAGUCCAUAAUGCCCCAUGCCAUGGAGCCUCAAGCUCCGGAGCCUUUGACUCCUGCUUCCCAGCUCCUGGAGAACACUGUCCUCUUGGAGGCAGAGCCAAUCUCCCUCACCACGAUCCCUGCAGUAGCCCUGGAGCAGCCAAGCCCCAAGCCAGGCCCACCCAGAGCAAAGAAGGGGGGAAGCCCUGGGGUGGAGGGUUCAGACUCUGACCCAGAGGCCUCUGUUGCUGAACAGAUGCUUUCCUUCAUCAUGGAUGAUCCUGAUUUUGAGUCUGAGGAGGAGGUGGUCAUYCAGAAGAUAACUAAGGUAGCUAUGGCAAAAGGACGUUAUUUAGGGUUGUAGGCUACAAUUCAUCAU